AUGUCUGAUCUAUCGGAAUCAAUAAAGGCCAUAAAGGAAGCCUCCAAAGAAGACCGAUUUACUUAUCUUACCAUCCUCCAAUACCAUGUUACCUCUCCGGAAAUCCUACCGACCCUGAAUGAGGUCCUCCAAGAUGCCGAUCUCACCCAAGAAAUCGGUUGGGACCUGGUACAGAUGUUACUAAAUAUCGACGGCUCAGAGACGUGUCUUGAGACGGUGGCCCGCUUGGGAAACCCCCGCGAGGUCGUCAUUAAGGUUAUGGAAGCGCUAGAGGGUCUCACCGUCGCCUGGCAUGAUGAAGUAGUGGUUGAUGUGCACGACCCCGGAGUCAUUCCAGACUCCAAAAUACCGGCCAAAUUCAUUACGCUGCUUGGCAUGCUCGCCAUUCUUCAUCAGCGUAUCAAGACGAAGUACCCCUCUCGAUUUCUGGGGCCAUCGCUGGUGAAGGUGUUCGAAGCUUACCAGCCCACACCCGAGAUGACUGCAUCCGUAAUAAAUCUAGUCUAUUCGCUCUCCGGCCGUAAACGGCCCCCUCUACCCUCUAGGACAUCCAGUAUCAACGUGGCCAAUCCUGACCAAGAUGGAGACGUUUCUAAGAAUGCACCCGAUCCCGAAGCUGAACAGGAGGACCCGCAAGAGGAAGCUAUGCAGCGGAAGCUGCUGCAAGCUUUCGUCACGUGUAUCUUGCAGCGUUAUGUAAAUGCACACGAUAUGCUAUGGUCACCCCGGCUGCUUGAGGUCUACAACCCCAAGAGGAAUGUCCCAGGUAAGAAGACGACGAUCGAGGCGUUUCGGGAGAAUGAGGUGUUGCAAAAGCGGGAUGCGAUAGUAGGACAGCUUGUUGCCGUACUACGCGAUCUUGGUUUAAGUAAUUGCUCGAAACAGUUCGUAAAGAGUAUAGUCGAGGGCCCAGUACAUAGAGAUCCCCUUGCAGCUUUCAAUGACUUCUCCUCAGUCGAUGAUAUACACUUUUCGCCGGGCGGGUCCGUGUGUCUCAUCGCUUACUGGCUGUUCUCAAGGGACGUCUUCGACUCGGAUAGCCCGUGGCCUGAAAUGCACAUAUUCCCAGAUCACGCUUCGAUACUUGGAAGAUUUCUUGGCAAGGAUGUACAGUCUGAGAUUCUUGCUAGUCCGGGGAUUGCCGAUGCUUUACUCGCCAUCGGACUUGGACUCGAACAUCGCAAUCUAAUAAAAGCCGAAGAUCAUACAAAUCUAAUGGCCUAUCACCAUAAUUUGACACUCGUCUCAGUGUUUCAUCCGGACAUCCAGGUCAGGAACGCUGCUACAUUUUUGGCCGGUACUCUCCUCCACUCCGAGCCAGACGACCACACCCGGCUGGAAAUUCUCGAGGAUCUGUUAGAAAAUUGCAUGUUUGCGUCACUCAAAGCAUGUGCGGUUACGUGGUUAAAGGAGGAACUCAUCGCUGCGAAGCAAAACAAGCGAUCCAACCAAUUCUCUUCUCCCGACGUCAUCGAACGGCUACAAUACUUCUUAUUCCCAGACAUGCUGUCGCUAAACGAAUCAAACACCGAGGCACUCAUCGAGUUCUGGGCUCAAAACCACCUAUUCCUCCUCCAAGUCGCGAACUUCGCCUACUUCCUGUUCACCGGCCUGCAGGAGCUCGUGCCGGCCGGAAUGGGCGCAGCGGUGGGGCAGCGCUUUGUGGAGCCGUUGUUAACCGCGGCGGAGAAGCUCGGAAAAGCGGAGGGCCUGGAUGGCGAGGACCGGAUGCAACUUCGUAUACUGACGGAUCGGCUUCGCAGUCUCGGUCUGCAAUAA
Messenger RNA from Daldinia caldariorum, 1779 nucleotides. Its product is annotated as DUF1760-domain-containing protein. The record is from RefSeq and is a predicted model, not a curated record. Lineage: Eukaryota; Fungi; Ascomycota; Sordariomycetes; Xylariales; Hypoxylaceae. The transcript is spliced from 2 exons. Gene Ontology annotation, biological process: cellular response to oxidative stress. Bases 1 to 1779 code for a protein of 592 amino acids. Gene Ontology annotation, cellular component: cytoplasm.